CAGUACACAGCUAGAUUGCUAAUUCCCGGACCGGUACCUUGCCGAGGCAAAGCGUAGGCCUAGCCUAAAUCAAGACUCCCAAACACAUUUCGUUUGUAGCCGGUAUACGAUAAACAAUUUACCAGUAUGGUAGACACACAAGUCAAAGUACAGCAAAAGGAUUGGGUUAUUGCAGGUGGAAAGUGGAAGAGGUCGUCAGAUCUCCCACUUCAUCGAAGUCAGAGUGUAGAAUUCUCGAUCGAUUCUCUUCUGGAAUCUCUACACUUGAGUGAGGAUAACCUUCGCGAUAUUAUGCAUAGAUUGGAUCGUGAGAUGGUGAAAGGAUUAGAAGCAGCGACCAAUGCUACGGCUAAGGUUAAAAUGUUCCCAACUUAUGUGAGAUCAAUCCCAGAUGGCUCAGAGCAUGGAAGCUUUCUUGCCCUUGAUCUCGGUGGUAGUAACUUUCGAGUCCUUUUGGUGGACCUACUGGAUGGUGGUGUCAAGUUACAGAGCGAAACGUUUGCACUUUCAAAAGAUAUAAUGACAGGUACCGGUGACCAGCUGUUUGAUUAUAUAGCCGAGUGUCUAGGAAACUUCAAAGUAAAAAUGGGGAUUAAGGAAAAGUUGCCGCUGGGAUUCACCUUCUCCUUCCCCUGUUCCCAGAAGGGUUUGACUUCAGCAUUCCUUGUGACAUGGACUAAAGGUUUCUCUGCAUCAGGUGUUGAGAACAAAGAUGUUGUCGUGUUGCUGCAACAAGCAUGCACCAGGAAGAAUGUUGAGUUGGAUAUUGUUGCAGUUGUGAACGACACAGUUGGUACAUUGAUGUCAUGCGCCUACACUAAUCCAAAUUGCUACAUUGGAAUGAUUCUUGGUACGGGUACCAAUACCUGCUAUAUGGAAGAGCUCGAUAAUGUGGAAUUAUGGGAUGGAGAUGAUAAAAAGCCAAGGCAGGUGAUAAUCAACAUGGAGUGGGGUGCAUUUGGUGAUGAUGGGGUCCUAGAUGAUGUACGAACAGAGUUUGAUAAAAAAACGGAUGAACUAACACCAAACAAAGGAAAACAACUGUAUGAGAAGAUGAUAUCAGGCAUGUAUCUGGGUGAGAUAACACGCCAAGCAAUGUUAAAACUAGCAGAUCACAAGAUGCUGUUUCAAGGAAAGGUUUCUGACAAACUUAAUGAGCCAUGGAAGUUUGAAACACGAUUCCUGUCUGACAUCGAAGGUGAUACCGGUGAAAGUUUAACCAAGGUAGCGGAAAUUUUGAAGGGCCUUGAUGUUAAAUAUAACCAGCAGGAUCUCCACAUUGUAAAUCUAGUCUGCCAGGCUGUCUCAUCUCGUGCCGCCAAGCUAGCGUCAGCUGGUGUAGCGUCAGUUGCCAACAAGAUCAACAGGGAUAAAAUCACUGUCGGAAUCGAUGGCUCCCUUUACAAAAAACAUCCAAAGUUCCAUGAUCACAUGGUGAAUUUCCUCGAAAAAUUGGCACCAAAGAAAAAAGUUUCAUUUAUGCUUUCAGAGGAUGGUAGUGGUAAAGGUGCAGCCUUAGUAGCUGCUGUUGCCUCCCGAGUAUAAAACAUGUAAAAUUCUACAAUUCAUUUCAGUUAUUUUUUUUUUUUUCUUAUAUAGACGAUAUAUAGUAAUGAUGUGUCUAAAUAUGGUCAUGAUAUGAUGUCAUCAUGACCAUAUUUAGGCAUGUGACAUGUUUUUCUUAUGUAAUAUUUGAUAGUCAAGACAGGACCUUAAAUAGUAAACAGAAAAUAGCGAAAAGAUCUGCAUGGAAAUAUAUAGGUAGAAAUAGAAUCAAUAUAAGAUAAUAAGUCAUAUUGUACAAUUACCAAAUAAUAAUACGAUUUUGUGUAAUUUUAGAAUUUAUAUCCUCCAAGUAAAUAAUACAAUUUUAUAUUGCUCAUACCAAAGAGUAUAAAUAGAACAAGAGA
Messenger RNA from Anneissia japonica, 1910 nucleotides. RefSeq names its product hexokinase-2-like. The record is from RefSeq and is a predicted model, not a curated record. Gene Ontology annotation, biological process: intracellular glucose homeostasis; glucose 6-phosphate metabolic process; glycolytic process. Gene Ontology annotation, molecular function: D-glucose binding; fructokinase activity; ATP binding. NCBI's taxonomy places the organism in Eukaryota, Metazoa, Echinodermata, Crinoidea, Comatulida, Comatulidae. Gene Ontology annotation, cellular component: cytosol; mitochondrion.